CCUGAGUCUCUGCGUCACUAUGUGAGAUCCAGCAGACGAAUGGCUCCUGUGUAUAAGAUGCUGGCAGAGGUGAAUGAUGCUGCUGGUAUUGGUGUGACUUCUUCGUAUAAUGCAAUUAGUAGGGCUGGUGGUGGUCGGAAGUUUGUUGGGUUCACAAAGAAUGAUUUGAAGAACCAUCUGCGAACGGUUAGGACGUCAUCAAUGGAGUAUGGUGAUGCGACUGCAUUGCUUGAAUACUUUAGACGUCAAGCACAGCUGGAUCCUGGGUUCUUUCAUGAGGUGGAGGUUGAUGUUGAAGAGAACAUUGCUAGUAUCUUUUGGGCAGAUGGGAAGAUGAGGAUGGAUUAUCAUUAUUUUGGUGAUUCAAUUAGUUUUGAUACUACUUACCGGACUAACAAAGAGUAUCGGCCACUAGCUUUGUUUGUUGGUUUCAACAAUCAUCACCAACUGACUGUCUUUGCGGCUGCUCUUCUCUAUGAUGAAACAACA
This is a messenger RNA of Linum tenue, 489 nucleotides long. The record is from the annotation of a GenBank genome assembly. NCBI's taxonomy places the organism in Eukaryota, Viridiplantae, Streptophyta, Magnoliopsida, Malpighiales, Linaceae.